Messenger RNA from Colletotrichum aenigma, 492 nucleotides. RefSeq lists its product as uncharacterized. The record is from RefSeq and is a predicted model, not a curated record. Lineage: Eukaryota; Fungi; Ascomycota; Sordariomycetes; Glomerellales; Glomerellaceae. The transcript has a single exon. The coding region runs from base 1 to 492 and encodes 163 amino acids.
AUGCUCAUAAACCCAUUCCGACCUCGCGAAGGCCCGCCAACCUUCUUGGAAGAAUACCGCAACAGCGACUACAAACCAACAUUCAUCGAAGCCUGGCAUGGUCCCCAGAUCGUAGCGCCCGACACCCCCUACGUCGCGGCCGCCGGCAAAAACAACCUAUACUUCAUCGACACCCGCUUCAACCCCGAUACUGCAAAGCAUAUCAAGGCGCAGAUCGAGUGGGCGUCAGUGGCAGGAGGCCCGACCUCUGUCAUCAACAUUGACGAGCUCGCGGCCACAGCGGAAGUGAAAGAUACUGUUACCGGCGAGACGCUGUUCGUCUUUGACCCGGCGUACGCCAGAGUGCUGGUCGCGAGGGGGGUUAAUCGGCGGAACCCGGCGCUGGGGCUGCCGGAGCAUGAGUGGGCUGGGGAGUGGUUGGUGAGCUACGACUUGAACGGCAGCAGCUUGACGGCGGGGAACGAAUCGCGAUGUGACUGCGGCAAAGGCUAG